AUGACCAAAAAGAUCGGUCGAUUUCUCAUCCGGGAUGGACAUUGGGAUGGAGAUGGACUCAAAACGAAGUGGAUAUUGAACAUUUUUGGUGCAGAGACCACAGAGAAAGGAGAUUGUUCAAGAUUCAAACAGAACAUUCCUCAUUCUUGCGUUAGGAAUCCGAGGGUCGUGGAUUUACUCCCUGGAGUUCCUUUUAACCAAAAGAUCGCCAAUUGCUGCAAAGGCGGCGUUUUGGAUUCUGAAUCAGCGACUGCGUUUCAGAUUAGCGUUGGAAACGCUGGAACAACGGUUAUGAUGCCUAAACAGCAGUAUGUGUGUGGACCAACGAGGAAGGUGAACGCGAUCGUGUUAUGUCACCUGACUUGGUACGUUUCUUGUGUGUUCUACAAGGAAACAUCAAUGAGUUCUUGA
This is a messenger RNA of Arabis nemorensis, 411 nucleotides long. The record is from the annotation of a GenBank genome assembly. Lineage: Eukaryota; Viridiplantae; Streptophyta; Magnoliopsida; Brassicales; Brassicaceae.